Molecule: messenger RNA, 444 nt
Organism: Nasonia vitripennis (jewel wasp)
Lineage: Eukaryota; Metazoa; Arthropoda; Insecta; Hymenoptera; Pteromalidae
Exons: 1
Coding region: 1-444 (147 amino acids)
Source: RefSeq, a predicted model, not a curated record
AUGCUAUAUGGCACAACGCUCCGCCUACCAGGAGAGUUCUUCAUUUCGACAACAACAACAGCGAACCAGACGAACUUCGUGUCCAGCCUUAAACAGCUCUUCAAUAGCAUCAGGCCGGUACCAGCAUCGAGGCACACGACACCGCAUCCCUUUUGUUUCAGGGACUUGCACAGCAGUACGCACCUGUUCAAAAGGGUCGACAGCAUACGCAAACCUCUGGAGCAGCCGUACACAGGCCCACAUCGCGUAAUCAAGCGCACGGAUCACCGCACAUUCGUUAUCGAGGAUGAGGGCACAGAGAAAACGGUCACUACAGACCAGCUGAAGCCAGCGUACCUGGAAGCCUCUGAGCCAGCCGACCGAACUUUACCUCCACCUCAGACACCAGCUCAGUCACAAGCAGACGCCACUCCACCGGCAGAAUCUACGCAGCCUCCAACAUGA